Molecule: messenger RNA, 2412 nt
Organism: Lingula anatina
Lineage: Eukaryota; Metazoa; Brachiopoda; Lingulata; Lingulida; Lingulidae
Product: calcium and integrin-binding family member 2
Biological process (GO): calcium ion homeostasis
Molecular function (GO): calcium ion binding; magnesium ion binding
Source: RefSeq, a predicted model, not a curated record
ACUUACAGCAGCAAGAACUUUGAAAAAAUAAAAUUUGGACGACAGUGAUUUAUUGACAUAUUUUUGAGAUAAUUAGAGUCUACACAUUUUCAUAUGUGAUUUAAAUCUUUAUUAUCAUAAAUUAUAAUGGGAAAUAAGCAGACAACUUUCACGGACGAACAGCUUGUUGCAUACCAGGAUUGCAGCUUUUUCACCAGAAAAGAAAUAUUGAGGAUCUUUCAUCGCUUCAGAGAGCUUUAUUCUGAGGGAGUUCCAAAGGAUAUGACCCACAAUGAAGCCCAUACCAUCAGGGUGCCUUUUGAAGAGGUGGAAAAGAUGCAGGAACUGAGGGAAAACCCAUUCCGUCGUAGAAUUUGUGAAGUGUUUUCUGAAGAUGGCCGUGGUAACAUGACCUUUGAUGAUUUCCUUGACAUGUUCUCAGUGUUUAGUGAGGCAGCUCCUAGGGAUUUGAAAUCAGUUUAUGCCUUUAGGAUAUAUGAUUUUGAUGGAGACAACUUUUUGGGAAAACAUGACCUGGAGAGGACACUGGGAUGUUUGACCAGGAAUGAGCUGACUUCUGAGGAAGUAGAUCUUGUGUGUGAGAAGGUGAUGGAAGAGGCUGACUUGGAUGAUGAUGGCAAGCUGUCUUAUGUAGAGUUUGAACACGUUAUCUCCAGAGCUCCGGAUUUCCUAGGAACUUUUCAUAUCAGGAUAUAAUGAAACUGUGUAUGGAAAAACCUCUGCAUGACCAUGACAAAGGACAGUUUUUCAUGAGUUUUUCAUGAACUUUACUACAAGUUGUACAUGGAAUAUCUCAACAAUUGAUUUUUUAGCCGACAAAAUUAAAGUUAAGUUAAUAAUAUGUCAUAUAAAAUACGAAGAAAAUUAAACUUGUGAGUAUUUAACUGAAUUGGCUAGCAGUAGAGCAGGCUACUGAUGAGUUUUAUAAAAAUUGACACUUUGAGCAAUCAGAAAAUGGUUUUAUGUUCUAUUUCUAGGAAUUUAAGUGACUUACAUCAAAUUGAGUUCUUUUCGGUCUUUUUAAAAUACACUUAUUCCAUGAAGAAGAAAUAUGUAGCAUGUUUUAUAUGGGAACAUUUGAUAUUUCUGCAGUAACAGCAGUCCUCAAAUGUAGGUAGCUGUCUGUGUGUAGAGAAAUUUUUUGUGAUGUCUUCAGUUGAAAAUGUCUGUAGCAGCUUUUUGUGUGAUUGUUUUGAUAGGCAGCAUUUUUUUUUCAUAAAUAAUAAAAAUCCAAACAUUCCAGUGAUUUCUUGAUGUAAUGCUAAUGAUUUAUACAAGUGUUUAUAUUGAGCUGGUAUAAUAUCUACUUAAUUGUGCCAUAAACUACAAUAAGGUGGGGGUUAGGGUUAAUAUGCUUUACAUACCGUUACUGUUAGUACUUGGAUAGAUUAAAAAUUUUAUUAAUUAAAAAUUCAACAUAAUUUUAAUUGAGUUAAAUUCGAUGCUUAUAGUUCUGUUGUUUUGAAUGCUUGUUCUUCUAUAGAAAAUUUUCUAUUUAUUAUAUUUUUGUAAGACAGAAAUGUUACGUAUAAGCAUUGUCAGGGACUUUUUUUGCAGAAUAUUUAGCAAUAAUUUGUUGUCCAGCAAGGUCACUUUUAUUUACUAUCAGCAUAAGUGUUAUGUAAUACAAUCAAAAUUAUUUGCAAUAUUUUGGUUAUUCAUUUAAAGAUUGGUUUAAAUGAUUUUGUGCAAUAUUUAGUUGCUGUGCAAUAUAUAUAUUUUUUAUUUUUAUCUUCAAGAGUUAUAAAAGGUCACAAUAUGUUUCCUUGUCAGUUUUAUCGGAAACUGUUUUUUUUUUUUUUUAAUUGGAUUUUCUCCCAAAUUAAAUUAUAUGAUAUCAAUGUAUUCCUUUUGUUGUUAUCUUAAUUGUAUACAAUAUUGGUUGAUGUUUUGUUUGUGUUUAGCUUAUUGGUAAGGUGCUAAAUUUACUGUAUAAUUAUUUGUGUGUAAUACAGGAAUAAAGGUUUUCAAAAAAUGAAAAGUAAAUAAUCUUUGAAGAAAAUGAAAUUAUCAAAGAUAAAUACUGUUCAAAUUCCAACAUCUCUAGCUUCAGUUCCACAAGCAGGACAUGGAGUGUAUCAUUUAUAUCAAAAAGGACCUCCACAUAUUUAGGAAGAGAAAAAAAAAGAUACAGGUCCAUUUUGGUGUUCCAGUGUAUUGUCUUUUAUUGUGAUUGUAAAUACAGGAAUUUGUUAAAUAGGUAACAUGCAAUAUUCCUGACAAAAUAAUCAUACCAUUUAUCUUGUUUUUUUUUCCAGUAUCCUAGAUUUAUAUUCAGUAUUGCUAUAAUUACAACAGAUUAUGCUUGUUCUGUGCAUUAUUUUGAGGCACUCUGGGGGCAUAGUUCAUAUUCUACUUUUUUACCUAAAGCUGCAAUCAAAUAGAUUACAAUGGACUUAUUCCAGCUAUUUA